Molecule: messenger RNA, 1464 nt
Organism: Sphaeroforma arctica JP610
Lineage: Eukaryota; Ichthyosporea; Ichthyophonida
Product: GMP reductase
Exons: 1
Coding region: 106-1152 (348 amino acids)
Biological process (GO): nucleotide metabolic process
Cellular component (GO): GMP reductase complex
Molecular function (GO): GMP reductase activity
Source: RefSeq, a predicted model, not a curated record
CGGCCGACGAGAAGCAAAGCUCAGUCUUGCAUAGUUUAACAUACCAACAGCCCAAUAGUGGUGUUUGUUUGUUAUUUAGUCAGAUUCGACUCCGCUUAGUACACUAUGCGGAUCGAAGAAGAGCUGAAGCUCGAUUUUAAGGAUGUGUUGUUCCGUCCUAAACGAUCUACUCUGCGCAGUCGGUCAGAGGUAACACUUGCCAAGACCUACAAGUUCCGAACCUCUGGACUUACAUACACGGGUGUGCCCGUUAUGGCAGCUAAUAUGGACACAGUGGGCACAUUCGAGUCAGCCGCUGUGUUGGGCAAUAAGCAGAUGUUCACAUGUGUGCACAAGCAUUACAGUGUAGAGGAGUGGGUUGAUUUCGCCAAGAACAACCCCGAGGCCUUGCCCCACUGCGCUGUAAGUUCUGGCAGUAGCGCUGCAGACUUAGAAAAGCUGAAAGCCGUUCUCUCGAAAAUUCCCGAGAUCACCUUUAUCUGCCUGGAUGUCGCCAACGGUUACUCUGAGGGCUUUGUAGAGUUUGUACGUGAUGUGCGUGGCCAAUACCCCAAGCACACCAUCAUCGCCGGUAACGUAGUUACAGGUGAGAUGACCGAGGAGCUUAUACUCUCGGGUGCUGAUAUAGUGAAGGUGGGCAUUGGACCCGGGUCAGUGUGUACCACCCGCAAAAAGACAGGUGUCGGAUACCCCCAGCUGAGCGCUGUAAUUGAGUGUGCAGAUGCAGCACACGGUCUUGGUGGUCACAUCGUGUCCGAUGGAGGAUGCGUAUGUCCCGGAGACGUGGCCAAGGCCUUCGGCGGUGGUGCUGACUUUGUGAUGCUGGGAGGAAUGCUUGCAGGACACGAUGAGUCUGGUGGUGAGGAGAAGACACUCGACAACGGCAAGCGCGUCAAAAUCUUCUACGGCAUGAGUAGUCAGACGGCUAUGACAAAGCACAGUGGUGGUGUAGCCGAGUACCGUGCGAGUGAGGGAAAGACUGUGCAGGUACCGUAUCGUGGGCCUUUAAAUGGAACUUGCUUGGAUAUAUUGGGAGGUUUGAGAUCGACCUGUACAUAUGUGGGUGCGAGUAAUCUUAAGGAGCUGCCCAAGCGCACAACAUUCAUUCGGGUUACACAGCAAAUCAACAACAUAUUCGGCAGCGAGGCGUAAGAAGUGGCAUGGUUGUUAUUCAUGUGGUACAUACUGUUAUACAGUGUUAACUCACAUCGUUGUAUCGUAUAGAAUGCGAGUGGUAGACCUACCACUAUCUGUCUGAUUAAAAUGCAUGUUGCCCGCUGCUAUGACUCUGUGUACAUAUAUGUAUGCUAGUUGUCACAGCUGCUUAGGCAGCUCGGGUGCACUGAUGCCGGACAAUAAGGCACCUAUCUAACAAUUCGAGCUCAAAAUGUAUUUUGUCAGAAUGUUUCUAUAUGUCACAACAAUGUCACAACUGAAUAAAGCUGAUUCUUUCAAUUGACAGCA